AUUUCUCUUUCUCUUCCUUUUCCCCUUUUUCUAUCACUUUCUCUCCUUGGUUACUCUCUGUGGCAGAAGCGAUAGCUUCCCCAGCUUAGUUAGAGACAAAUGAAAGAAACGCAUCUCUUUUUCACACUAAUACUUCUUUUAGUUCCUUACACCCUUUGUUUCCACGCUCAUGCUGCCCCUGCUGGGCCAUUGAUAAAGCACUUGUCGUCUUUACUUAAAUGGACCAGGUCUUCCACCAAAACCCCUCAAUCAGAUGGCAAUGUUCUUCAAUUUGAGAAUGGUUACUUAGUUGAGACUGUGGUUGAAGGCAAUGAGAUAGGAGUUGUUCCUUACAAAAUUCGCGUUUCCGAGGAUGGUGAAUUAUUUGCUGUUGAUGAAGUUAAUAGUAACAUCGUUAAGAUUACUCCACCAUUGUCCCAAUAUAGUCGGGGAAGAUUGGUUGCUGGGUCAUUUCAGGGUUACACUGGGCAUGUGGAUGGAAAGCCAAGUGAUGCUCGUUUCAAUCAUCCCAAAGGUGUAACCAUGGAUGAUAAAGGGAAUGUAUAUGUUGCUGAUACCAUGAAUCUUGCUGUCAGGAAGAUAGGAGAUGCAGGUGUCACCACUAUUGCUGGAGGGAAAUCAAAUGUUGCAGGAUAUAGGGAUGGGCCCAGUGAGGAUGCAAAGUUCUCAAAUGAUUUUGAUGUGGUAUAUGUUCGACCCACCUGUUCGUUGUUAGUAAUUGAUAGAGGAAAUGCUGCUCUUCGACAAAUCUCCCUAAAUCAAGACGAUUGUGAUUAUCAGUAUAAUUCAGUUUCUCCCACAGAUAUCCUGAUGGUUCUUGGUGCAGUCUUGGCUGGAUAUGCUACAUGCUUGCUUCAGCAGGGAUUUGGACCUUCUUUCUUCCCAAGAAUGCAACCGUCAGAGAGUGAAUACAAAGAACAAGCAAGCAAGGAGAAGUCCACUCCUCUUGUAGAAAGCAUGAAAGAGGAACCUGGAUGGCCAUCUUUUGGCCAACUUAUCAAGGAUCUGUUCAAGCUUGCACUUGAAGCAAUGGCCAGCAUGUUCUUAUAUUUUGUCCCCUCCCGUUUCCGAUCAAAUGGCUCCAAGAAAUGUCUUACACCAAUGAAGGAUUCCCUUAGGAUGCCUGAAGAUGAAGCCCCGCCUCCAUUAGUUCAAAGGCAGACCACUCCAGCUCCCAUUUCUGAGACAGGGCAGACACAUACAACUAAUACAAGUGAUAAUUAUUCAGAAAUGAAGCCUCCAAAGAUAAAAUCAAGCAGCUUUAGGGAUCCUUUGUCUAGUAAGCAUCGUUCCUCCAAACGACCAGAAUAUGCAGAAUUCUAUGGGCCAGGUGAGGUUCCUCCUUACAGCAGGUCUAAAACUCAGAAGGAAAGAACAAGACAUCGUCAACGCGAUAAAACAGGAGAGGUGGUUUUUGGAACUGGUGGGGCAGAUCAAAAAUCUGUUGAGUCCAAGCCAGUGGAUUAUGACAACUCAAAGUUUGACCAUUACAAUAUGAGGAGCAAGUAUGGAUCCAGUGAUUCAUUCCGUUUCUGAAGUAAUUGCAGCUACUGAUUUUAGGCUCGUCCAGUUACUGAUUUUCACCCUACUUUCUAUGUCUACAUUCUCCAUCCUGAAUAUGUAUCACCAUAUUUCUCUUUAAGCCUAGUCUAUAAUUGAAUUCUGUAUUGGCAGGAAUUUGUACCUUUGAGAUCUACGCAGAUCUACGCAGAUGAGAAUUGCAACUUAGUACCAGUUGUUUCUUGGCCGGCUGCUGUAACACAUGUAAGGUUCUAUAUUACCUGCAUAUAACCGAUUAGUAUGAAAUCUUGUGUCGAGCUGCUAUCCCUUUUGGAAGGAAACUGAUCUGUUGUUAAAAACAUAGUGGUUAAGAAACUCAUCAUGCAGAGAAUUAGACUUUGUGUAAACUUAAAUCUUGUCAAUGCAGAAGACUCUGUAGAACCAAAAUGUCAAUGUAGUUGCCAAGAAGCAGUUUAUUCUUAAAGUGCAUUUCCAAUAAUUUUAAGGCAAGCAGAA
Molecule: messenger RNA, 2016 nt
Organism: Durio zibethinus
Lineage: Eukaryota; Viridiplantae; Streptophyta; Magnoliopsida; Malvales; Malvaceae
Molecular function (GO): protein binding
Source: RefSeq, a predicted model, not a curated record